CAUGCUGCUCUCCACCGCCGACGUGGCAUGGCUCAACUGGGAGCCGGAAAUCCAAGCAGCGUCUCGCCAGGCGAGGCCCAAAAACCUGGCUCGAAGCCUGGCUCGUUAUAGGCCAACCCAGCAGAUUCCCAGCAAACACGUUCCAUGGCUGGAGCAGCAUUGCGAAAAAUGGGACACCGUUUUGCUCAAGCUGAAAGCGUGGCUCGCCGAAAGCUGCCAUCAAGUUCUCAGUCAGACAUCCCAGACAUCCAACGCUAUUCUGUUGGCAGCAUGUCAACAAGUUCUACCUUUGGAGCAGGCUCGGCUGGUGCUGGAGCCAGGUGAAGGUGCGGUUCGAUGCAAGGGCCGAGACUUCCAAUGCCGAGCUCCCCGCACCAUUUUCCACAGGAUGCGCAGCCACGGUGAGGCGCUGAGCUACGUCUGUCCCUGUCCAGCCCUGGGCGGUUUGCCGAAAACCUGGAGCUUUCAGAGUCCGGAAGCCUUGGCCAUAGCCAUCCUGGAACACCUGGAGGCUCACGACAGCCUGGCAGACGUGCGCGCCACGGCCAUGGGCGAAAUCGCCAUUUUGACCAAGGAGCACCUGGCCUGGCGACGGAGCCAAGGUCAGUUGCACUGCAAGGAUUGCGGCCAUUUCUUCGCCGGGCAGCGGGGGCUACAAGAUCACCAACGACAGAAACACAACAAGGGAGUGGAAGCUGCGUUGGAUGCGGUGGACCUGAGCCGCCUGGCGCUGGUGCCCUACCGCCCUGCGACCUUCCCUUCCUUGGCGCCGGCGCUUGCGGCGCCGGCGCUUGCGGAGAAGCCGAAGAAAACGUUGGAUCCGGGGCUCUGUGCGGCCCGCGACGGCAACCUGCAACAGUUGAGAACCUUGGUCGCCGAGGGUUGGAGUUUGGCCACCCGAGAUCAGCACGGUUCCAACGCGCUGCUGUGGGCUGCAGGUGGUGGGCACUUGGAGCUGUGUCGUUUCUUGGUGGCCUCCAAUGUGGAUCCGCAUGGUCAUCAGAAGGAUCACCGCAACGCCUUGCAUUGGGCAGCCCGCAAUGGGCACAUUGAGACCUGCCGCUGGUUGGUGACGGCCAAGAUCGAUCCCAACAAACCCACCUUGGAUGGAACGACUCCGCUUCACUGGGCCGUGUGGCAAAGUCACAAGGCCGUCUGUGACUUUUUGAUCCAUGAGGCCAAGGCGGAUUUGCAUGCCAAGAACAGGUACGGCUGCAAUGCAUCGCAGUGGGCCGCGCUGGCCGGGUCGGUGGCGAUGUGUACAUAUUUGCAGCACCAGGGACUAGACCUCAAGGUGUUGAACUUCAACGGGCACUCCGCCCUGCACAAGGCGGCCGUGAAGGGCCAGCGUUUGGUCUGCGAAUGGCUGCUGGAUGAGGGGGGCCUUGGAGAUCAGCAGAUGCAGCCAGAUGCAGAUGGCAAUACGCCGGCAAUUAUGGCUCGCUGUGGAGGUCAUCUUGAGCUGUCCCGUUGGCUGCAGCAGCAGACGUCGAACGGAGAGGAAAAAGUUUCGGAUGCAUCGCUGGUGCUGCGGCCUCGUUUCGGUGGUGACUGGACUUUGGCGGGGUCAGCACUUCGAGUCUUACAUGAUCCAAAUGCACCUCAUUUGUCGCCCUAUUUGGUGAAUGAGUCCGUCGAUUGCCUCGAACGCAGUAGUGCGUUUCCAGAAUGCAGCGCAGUUGGUCGUGAACUGGCAGAAGGGCAAGUGACUCGCCUCUGCCUGGACUUUACCGCGGAGGUCGACGAGGGCGUCUUCGCCCAGCUGGGUUUGGUGCGGCUCCACCCGGACGACUCCGAGACCUCCACCGUCUCGCUGCUGCCGACCCCGGCGGCCACCGAGGCGCCGGCGCCAGGGGAGCAGCGGCGCUGCGGGCGGCUCACGGUCUUUACGCCCGUGGUGUCCUCGGUGUUCUUCACUGCAGCUGGCGACAUCUUUGGCAGUUCCAAAAUCGAGGUGGUAGAACCAGGCGUGAAUGGCCGCUGCGUCUGCCACCGAGCUGAUGACUGGUGGAGCGGCGCCCCCAGCUGGUUCCUGGGCGGCGACCGGCGUCGGCUUCGGCUCUUCAUGGAGGUGGACCUUGGCAAGAGACCCAGCGUCUCCUUUCGCUUGGAGACGUUCCACCAGGCUCCAAUCGUAGUGACCUUGCCGCAGCUGGACGAUACGCCCAGUACGCCAUGGUUGCCAUGUGUCUCCAUCACUCAGGGCCAAACUGUCAGGAUAGUGGAGCUCCAGCUGGUGAGUGAUGGGCUGCUGCGGAUCCUACUGGUUGCAGUGACCUGGUCGAUGGGUCGAUGGGAAUACACCAAAGUGGCCUAUCAAGGCCACGCUUUUGUCGCAGUCCAGGAGGAGAGCACUGUGCCCGUGUUGCGGCGGCCGGAGUUGGGCAGAACGCCAGGCCGCACGUCCGGAACCGGAAGUCCAUCACAGGCCGAGCCGAAGUUCGCCGUCACCGGCGCUUCCAACGGCCUCUGUAGCGUCGCUGGCGUCGCUGGCGUGGCGCUGGGCCUUUUUUUCGCCCUGACCACGCGACUUCCGGCGCUGGCAGCCGACAUUGAGAACGGCCAGGGCAUCUUCUUAGCAAACUGCCGAAUCCUCAGUUGUGCAGCCUGCCAUGCUGGCGGAAAUAAUGCCGUGCAGCCCGACAAAAAGCUGAAGAAGGACGCCUUAGAGACGUACGGAAUGUAUGACGUCGAGAGGAUCAAGUAUCAGGUCACCAACGGCAAGAACGCGAUGCCCGCCUUCGGUGAACGCUUGGGUCCUGAUGACAUUGAGGUUGGAGCAAUUUUUUAUCCAAAUUUCUACAGAUGGUUCAACAGAGUUCAACUGAUCAGCACCAAAAAACAAGUCAGCGACCAUUUCCAGCGACCCGCCAUGAGUACCGCGGUGGCUUUGGCGCAGGGCGCGGGCGCAGCGGGCGCGGCCCGAGAGGCCACGACCGAAGAAGUCCUCCGCGACGCCGAGGACGCCUUCCCGGUGAUCUUCUCGGUGCAUCCGCCCCGGGAUGUGCUGGGCGGUCUAUGGAGCGGCAUCAAAUGCGUGUUGAGCGGCGUGUUGUUUGGACUCGUAGGUGUCAUCGCCCAGCCCGUUGAGGGCGCGCGCGAGGGUGGUGUGGUGGGAUGCUUCAAAGGAGCUGGUACAGGGCUGUUGGUUGGGCUCUUCUUUUCCAUCACCGGGCUCUGCACCGGAGUCUUCCAAGCUGUGCGUGGUCUAGCAGCAACCCCCAAGGCUAUUUGCAUGGCCGCUCAGGGCUGGAAGUGGAACUCGGAGAACGGCACUUGGACAGAGCCCAAGGUGUAUUCUCUGCCAGAGGAAGCAGCUGAAUUCCUCGACGACGAUGAGGAACAAGACUUUCAACCCAGAUCAAAGGUGGUUGACACCUACUACUACGAUCAGUUGGGUGUGGAAUGUGCGGCAUCGGCGAAAGAGAUCCGCCGCGCCUAUUUCCAGAAGUCGAGGCAGUGUCAUCCUGACAAGACCAGCGACAACGAUGCCAAGGAACGCUUUCAAGCCAUCUCCGAAGCGUAUCAAGUCCUCUCCGACCCCAAGAGGCGUCAGGACUAUGACAGCCGCGGCAGAUGUCAGGAGGGAUUCAUCGACGCCAAGGUCUUCUUCAGCGUCUUGUUGGGCGCGGAUGCCUUGGCUCCGUACAUCGGAAGGCUCAGGAUCACCGAGAUGUUUGGCACCGACUUCUGCGACAGUGCUCCAGAGGAGGAACAGCAGUUGAACCAGACGCGGCGACAAGUGAAGCUAGCUGUUGGCCUCGCCCAGAGGUUGGAUAAGAUCCGAGUGGACAACGAUGGCAGAUUCAUCAAAGAGGCCAAAAAAGAAGCACGAGGUAUCCUGGAAAGCGAUCCCUCCCUGGGUCGUUUCAUUGCAGAGAUCGCAUGGGUCUACACCAACCGAGCCGAAUGGUAUUUGGCCUCUUUGACCUCCGCACUUGGCUCAUGGAGUAUGGGCGCGGUGAGUUCCAAAGCGCACGGCCGUGGCCGCGAGGCCUCGCAGAAGGCGCACACCGCCAAGUUGGCCGUGAAGUCCUUCAUGCAGCUCCGCAGGAUCGUCAAGGAGGCAGAUGACAGCGAGAAAGCUGCAAGCAGCGACGCCGUCGCGCAGAACCCCAGUGUGAAAUCUGUCCACGAGGAGCUUCCAGAGUACAUCAGCACUGCUUUACCCACCUUCAUGGAGACUUUCUGGAGCUUAUCUUCCCAUGACAUCACUGGCACCUUGGAUAAGGUCAUCGAACGUGUCUUGAAGGAUGCCAGCAUCAGUGCGGAAUCCAGAUGUGAACGUGCUCGCGCUUUGCGAGAGCUGGGCCACGCUUUACAGGAAACCGCCAAGGCUUCAGCAGCCGAAGCCGCUGACGGUCGCGAAUGCCAGCGAUUUGAAAAGGCCUUUAUGGCCUCCGUGGCACGUGAUUGACGUGAUUGACCAGGUGCUGGGACAACAGAACAGGCAGCUCUGGUGGCUGCGGAAAAGUCCGGAAAAAAAUGCUCAGGUUCAGCGAAAUGUCAGUGAUCCA
Molecule: messenger RNA, 4517 nt
Organism: Cladocopium goreaui
Lineage: Eukaryota; Dinophyceae; Suessiales; Symbiodiniaceae
Source: the annotation of a GenBank genome assembly